AUGUAUUUAACUGCCAAAUCAAAAGAUAAUUUUUAUCCAUAAAGCUCUGAAGAAUAACGUGAGUUGAACCAAUAAUUAAGAUAUGCAAUAGAAGAUAAUUAAAUGUUGAAAGCUAAAAUAAGAAGUUUAGAAUAAGAUAUUGAAGUAAUUAAGGAAAAUGAGAUUAAGAAUAUUAAACAUUAUGAGAAAAGAGAAGAUGAUUUUAUGAAAUUAAUAAAAUAAGAAUAGGAAAGAAAUAAAAAAUUAUAUGAAGAAUUAGAAUAUCUAACAAGAGAAUUAAGAAAUAGAGAUGAUUAAGUAAAUUAAUUGGAAGAAAAUAUAAGAACUUUAAAUACUGUUGUAGAAGAUUAAUAAAAUAGAAUUGAAGAAGAGAAAAAUAGAAAUAAAGAGAUUUAAGAUUAAGUAUAAGUAAAAGUUAAGAAAAAUGAUGAUAUUUUGAAAGAUUUAGCAUAAUUAGAAAAUAAAUAUUCAAAAUUUAGAACUAAAUUAGAAACUGAAAAUAGUCAUUUGAAAUAAGAAUUAGAGAAAUUAUAAAAUAAAUACAAGAAUAAAUUACAAUAAUAUAAGAAAGAUAUUAAAUAACUAUAGCAAGAUAAUAAUUAAUAGAAAUUGGAAAAAUUAAAAUUAGAAGCUGAUAAUGAUCAAUUAUAUAAUUUAUCAAAGUAAUUUGAAAGUCAAUUAGGAAAGAUAUUACCUGAAAUGCCAGUGAUGGAAAAAUAAAAGUAAUAUAUAAAAUAAUAGUAAUAGUUCAAAUGUUUCUAAUGAAUUAGAAAGAAUGAAGAUUAAUAAUAUUUAAUUGAAUGAAUAAUUAUAAUAAGCAGACUAUGAAGUAAAUUCAAUCUAAUUUAUAGAUAUCUUAAUUGUAAUAGUAACUUUAAGCAGCAAUUCAACAUUUAGAUAGAACAAAUUAAGAUUUACAAUAUUUUUAAUAAGAAAAUUAAAGAUUAAAAUAAUUGAUAGAUGACAGUAAGGUUGAAUAAAAAUAAAAUGAGUAUAUGAUUGAAAAAAUGGUUGAAUUAUCAGAAAAAUAGAUGGAUGAUCUUGAAUAAAAAUUUAAUAAAGUUUAAGCUCAAGUUAAUUCUUUAUAACAUGAAAAAAGAUCAUUAUUAACAGAAUGCAAUAAUCUUAAAAUGACAAUAGAUUAAUUAGAAAAUAAUGAAGUUGAUUGGUAAAAAAAAGUUAAUAGAUUAAAAAAAGAUAAUAAAGAAUUGACUAGAUAAUUAUCUUAAUUAGAUUAAAAUAUGAGAGAAAUGAUUGUUGAAAAACAUUCUGAAUUGAAGAAAUAAAAUAAUAAUAUAUCAUUAAGAUAAAGUAGAUUUAGUUAAAAGCUUAAUAGUUAAAAUUAAUCUUAUCGAUCUAUAAGAACUAAUAAUAUUUUAAUGAGUGGAACAAAAGAUUUAGAUGAUGAUGAUGAUGAAGAUGAUGAUUUAGAAGAAAUCUGA
Paramecium pentaurelia is the source of this 1442-nucleotide messenger RNA. Lineage: Eukaryota; Ciliophora; Oligohymenophorea; Peniculida; Parameciidae. The record is from the annotation of a GenBank genome assembly.